Molecule: messenger RNA, 1737 nt
Organism: Nematocida major
Lineage: Eukaryota; Fungi; Microsporidia
Product: AdoMet-dependent rRNA methyltransferase SPB1
Exons: 1
Coding region: 1-1737 (578 amino acids)
Biological process (GO): maturation of LSU-rRNA from tricistronic rRNA transcript (SSU-rRNA, 5.8S rRNA, LSU-rRNA); rRNA methylation; maturation of 5.8S rRNA from tricistronic rRNA transcript (SSU-rRNA, 5.8S rRNA, LSU-rRNA)
Cellular component (GO): preribosome, large subunit precursor; nucleus; nucleolus
Molecular function (GO): rRNA (guanine) methyltransferase activity; rRNA (uridine-2'-O-ribose)-methyltransferase activity
Source: RefSeq, a predicted model, not a curated record
AUGGCGAAAGUUGGGCCAGCACGAAAGAAGAAAGUCGGUAAAGGCCGGUUGGACAAAUACUACUUCCUAGCAAAGGAGCACGGAUACAGAGCUAGAUCUGCAUUCAAGCUGAUACAGCUAAACCAGGCAUACAACUUGCUCUCAAACAUACACUCGGCAGUUGACUUGUGCGCUGCCCCGGGGGGAUGGCUGCAGGUUCUCUCUAAAACCGUGCGCCCGCCCAGCAAAAUAGUUGGCGUGGACUUAGACCCGAUAAAGCCCAUCCACGGCGUGCACACGAUAAUUGGCGAUAUAACAGAGAAGGGCUGUGUCUCUGAGAUUCUGGCGUCCGUUGGAGAGACUGAAGUGGACCUUGUCCUGCACGACGGAGCGCCAAAUGUGGGGGCGUCCUGGGAGAAAGACGCGUUUGUGCAGAACGAGCUUGUGUGCCACGCGGCAAAGCUGGCCUGCAGGAUCCUCAAGAAAAACGGGGCCUUUGUCACAAAAGUCUUCAGAUCCAGAGACUUCAGCUCUCUGAUGUGGAUGCUGAACCAGCUCUUUGCAGAGUGUCUUGCGACGAAGCCCAGAAGCAGCAGAGCAGAAAGCGCUGAAAUGUUCCUCGUCUGUCGCGGGUACAAAAAGCCCGAGCAGCUCGACGAGAAGUUCUUCGACCCGCAGUUCCUCUUUGCGGACUUGGAGGCGCAGUGCGAAAAGGGCGAGUGGACGCUUUCGAACCUGCUCGCAGAGAGAAUUGACUUGGCGAAGUGCACGAAAGUGCGCGUGGACUGCAUGCACGAAAUGGUCGACGAAGAGACAAAGGCGCUUCUGGACGACCUGCAGGUGGUUGACGACACGGACAUGCGGAGGCUUGUCCGGACUCUGAAGAAGAUACAGAGGGCGUACGUGGGCAGCAAGGGCGGAAACUCGCCGGAGGAAGUUGUCGACCUGCGAACCCCCGCGGAGAGGGAGGAGGCAGAAAUCGCCGAGGCAAAGCGAGUCAUGCAGAGAAGGGAGAAAGUCACCCGCAGGAAAAUUCUCGCGAAGAGGGCAAAGCAGCUUGGGCUUUCGGAGGAAGACAUACAGACGGUGGAAAACGUGCACGGAGACUUCUUUGAGGACAACCUGUUCGACGAAACAGAGACGGAGGCGGAGUCCGAAGACGAGGGCGCCUGCGAGAGCGAGCAGGAGACGGAGAGCGAGGACGAGGAAAUAGACGACGGAAACUCCGAGGAAAUGGACGAUGAGGAGGCCGACUCGUGCUCGUCCUCCCUCGCUAUGGAGGACAAAGUGUGCGGGUACAGGCUGAAGGCGGACGAAGAGGAGUUUGAAAACGACGGAAUCGACCGGUACGUCUUUGACGAUGACGAAACCCUCCCGCACUUCUUCAGAAACGACGAGGAGAAGUACAACAGGAGGCACGUGUACAACGAAGACCGAGAAGACAUGGAGAAGAAAGUGACCGUCUCGAAGAAGGUGGAGGAGAUGCGCGCCAGGAGAAUGCGGAGAGUUGAGAGGAAGCUGAAGAAGAUCCGGGACAGGCUUGAGGCCGGAGAGGAGGAAAUGGACAUGCGCGCCGUGCGAAAGGGGGCAAUGAAGAAGGAGGUCCGGGAAAGGCCGAAGAUGAUCUUUGCAGGGCCCUCAAAGAGCGUCCCCAGGCUGAAGGGCAGGUUCAAGAUGACCGACAGAAGAAUGAAGAAGGACAAGGCCGGGCUUAGAAGGGCAGAGGAGAGAAAGAAGGGGAAAAAGGGAAAGAAGUAA